Messenger RNA from Linum trigynum, 5371 nucleotides. The record is from the annotation of a GenBank genome assembly. Lineage: Eukaryota; Viridiplantae; Streptophyta; Magnoliopsida; Malpighiales; Linaceae.
AUUAGUAAAUUUGUAGGAAUAUAUUGAUAAUUAAUUUUUUUUCGAUUUUAGGUAUCCGAUAUAGUGUUAUUUAAAUGUGGUCCAGUAUUAUUUUCUAUUCAAAUGCACUCCAGUGCGCUACUAUGUCCUAGACCCGCCACUGAUCGAUCGUUUUAACGAUAAAAUCGUCAGACUCUCGCUUUGUGCAACAAAACUCUAUAAAGAGUUUGGCCGAGCAAGGGUUUGGCCUAGUGAUAAUACCACUAACCUAGAACCUGGAGGACCCAGGUUCGAAUCCCUUAAGUAGUACCUUAAUAACAACAAAAUGAAAUCUAUAUCACCCUUAUCCAAAAAAAAAAAAAGAGUUUGGCCGAGCAUAGUUGCCUGCAGCGCAAAAAAAGGUUGGAGUAUGCAGAGUUUGAGCAGAGCCCCAAGGAAGAAAAAAAUCGAUCAAAAGGACACUUCGCGGUCCUUUUCUAAAUAACAGUGGACGAGCUCCAAAUGUGUAGAUCGUCGUCCUUUAAUUCAUAACUUCAUUCGCUAGCGAGUGCAAAUUAUUACGAACCUCUCACGCACAACACAUCUUAGUGAUUUUUCUUGUCGUUCUUGAAGUUAUAUCGUAUAAGUUAAAUUUUACUAAUUCUUUCGAUACGACACAAUUACGGCGCUAUUUUCCGUGUCGUCAUGAAACGCAAUCAAGCGGGCGUUGUAAGAUGUGAAAUAAGGGGUCGUUUGGAAGUUGUGAUUUCAAAUGGUGUAUUGAUCUAAUUCAUGUAUUUGUGAGAUUAAGUCGUUUUUUUUGGCUUAUAUAGAACCAGAAUACAUGCAUUUACUUUUUGGAGGUCCCACCACAAUCCCUCAAUAUUGAGGGAUUUACAAUCUCUACAUUUUGUUGAAAUUCUUCACAAUCACUCAAUACUAACUUUUUUACCUUUGGAACAAAAACACAAUCUAAACCUCCAAACAAGAUAUUUACCUAAUACAUCAAUUGAUUCAAUCCAUCAAAUCAUAAUACACUGAUUGUCCCAAUACAUCAAUUUGAAGAAUCACAACUUCCAAACAACCCCUAGGAUAUUACUACAAAAUGAAUCGAAAUCGCAUUCCUAACCGUGGUGUCAUGUCAACUCAUGUGCCUAAACCCAAUCCCUCUUUAAUAAAAUGGCAUGUAGAUCAAAUCCUCAUUCCUUAAUUCUGAAUCUCAACUAUAUAAUUCACCCAUCCAAUAACCAACCAAAUAUCAUGUUUAAAAUAGACAAACAAAAUCAAUUUUUUUUUUUUAAAGGAAAAAUCCAACUAACUUCCUUGCUUCAAUCUACCUGUUUAUAUAAACUCACCCACGACUACCACCAGCAGCAGCAGAGGCAGAGAAGCGAGUUCGUCACAACUCUCAACCAGAGAUUUUCCUCCUCUGUUUUCUUCGUCAAUGGCGGCCAGAGAUUUACUCCUCCUCUGUUUCUUGAAGCAAAAAGGAAAAGGCUUGUAAAAGCGAACCAGCCAGCAGCAGCAGCACAAAGAAGGCGGGAAAGAAGGGACUGGUUUUUUCAAGUGCGAUAACUGCUCAGCCUUUUGAUUAUAUCCUAACUUAACGGUAAUCUCAAUUUCUUCUCAGUUCUCCUCACACAUCAAACGGUCCAAAUUUGAAUUGAAUGAUUUGUGUUGAUAGAAAAGGGCAAGAGGAGAAGGGAUGAUAAUAGCCUGCCGUUUGCUUUUUAUUUUCAAAAAACUGAUUUACCGUUGCUCUUUUGGUCGGAAGAAACUAUGAAAUAUGUAACUGCCGCUUUCUUUAUAUUUCCCCAAACUCUGAAUUGUGCAGUCAAAUUGUUCCGAAACCUUCUUUGAAGAGAAUAACAACGACGUAUCAGCAAACCAUUUUCCCGACCCUUUUGCUUUUCUUGUCUUUUUUUUUUUUUUCCCUUUCCAAAUUCCGCCAUUUUCAAAAGCUCCUUCCCGGGCAAAAGCAUCAGAUUCCGAACAAGUUCCUCAACACCCUCUUUUUAUUGCUCUCAACGUGACUCCAUGGUCACUGUCUUUCAGUUGCAGAGUCGAUUAGUGAAGAGGUGCAGAAAACAGAGGGUCAGGAAAAUGGACAAUUCGUCGUCGAGCUACGACGAGAGCUACGAUCUGGGCUACCAGCCGUCGCCUUCUUCGUUCGAUCAAACGACGCCGACGUUGAGCCGGGAUUCCCUCAUGUUCGGCCGUACUUUCUCGGAAACGUCAGCUUUCUCCGACAUCAGUGCGAGUUAUUGCUCCAGCGAGCCUUCCCCUGCUCACUGGAUGCACGAAGCCAGACCCAGGUCGCUUAAUCAGAACAGAGCUCUGCUUGCCAAGCAGGACAUGAAGUCGCAAGCUGAGAAGCUCAGCGUUGGUGAUGAUGGUGACGACGACGAUGUUGAAUCCAUUGAUUUAGAGCUUGAGAUUAUGAGAGAGAGAUUUUCAAAGCUUCUGCUGGGAGAAGACAUGUCAGGUGGUGGGAAAGGUGUCUGCACUGCUGUCACCAUCUCCAAUUCCAUUACCAAUCUCUACGCAACUGUGUUCGGGCAAAAUCUGAGGCUGGAGCCACUAAAACCGGAGAAGAAGGCAAUGUGGAAGAGAGAAAUGGACUGCCUUUUAUCUGUAUGUGAUUACAUAGUGGAGUUCAUCCCUAAAUCUCAAAACUUGCGAGAUGGAACUGCUCUGGAGGUGAUGGAAAGCAGAGUGAGAUCAGACAUUUACAUGAAUCUUCCCGCGCUGAGAAAGCUGGACGCAAUGCUCCUCGAAAUACUGGACAGUUUCGAAGAAGCAGAGUUCUGGUAUGCAGAGCAAGGAAGCAUGUCAUCGAACUCGACCCGAUCCGGUUCGUUCAGGAGAGUGGUGAUCCACAGGACGGAAGAGAAAUGGUGGGUUCCAGUGCCCUGCGUGCCUCCAGGAGGAAUCUCUGAGAAGUCGAGGAAGCAUUUGAGGCAUAAGCGUGACUGCGCCAACCAGAUCCACAAAGCAGCCAUGGCCAUCAACACCAGUGUUCUCACUGAGAUGGAAAUCCCUGAUUCUUACUUGGCAUCUCUUCCCAAGAGUGGGAAAUCGAGCCUAGGGGACUCCAUUUACAAGUACAUAUGCACGAUGGACAAGUUCUCGCCAGAGAGGCUGCUGAACUGCCUCAACAUAGCAUCGGAGCACGAAGCACUGGAGCUCGCAGACAGAGUCGAGGCUUCGAUGUACACGUGGCGGCGUAAAGCGUGCUUGAGCAAUUCGAGGUCGUCGUGGGGGGACCUGAUGAAGGAUUUGGUUUCCGAGAUAGACAGGACGGAUAAGAACCAUGUGUUGGCAGAGAGAGCAGAGAGCUUGUUGUUCUCACUCAAGCAGAGGUACCCUGGCUUGUCUCAGACAUCCUUGGAUAUAUGCAAGAUCCAGUGCAACAGGGACGUGGGUCAGGCGAUACUGGAGAGCUAUUCGAGGGUGUUGGAAGGUCUAGCAUUCAACAUUGUUGCCUGGAUCGAGGACGUUCUUUUCGUAGAUAAAUCGGUUAAGAACUAAGAUUAGCAACCCUAAUCCUAGAUACUUGUUACUUGUACUAUCCUUUCCUUUCUUGGCAACUGUCGAUGCUUGAACCAAACACUUUGUAAGGGAGAAAGAAAGCUCCCACCUUUCCUUGUAGGACGCUGGUUUUGCUUCUAGCAAAACACCAGAGAGCAGAAGAAGACUAUUUCACCGGCCUUUUUUACCCUUAUCUGGAGAAGCUUUUUAUUGAGCAGAAGCUCCAUUAAACGUUUCCCUGUCAUAACAAAACAACAAAUGGAACCCUUGUCCACAGCCAGCAGGCACCUGGAUUCAAUUGGGUGAGACGAAGUUCUGCUCAGAACAACUGUCUAAUAAAUGACAGCCAUGGAAACAGAAUCUAAAACAAAAGGACCAAGAGCUAGUUCUGUCUCUCACUGCUCCAAAGCAAAGAUCCUACAGCAACGUAUCCUCUUCUAACUAGUGGGAAGUGGGUAAGAAAAACAUAUCCAAAUUUUCAUGCACAGGCAACUAAUGGGAGCGUGAGCAUGGCUGCUAGCUUUUAUCCAACUUGCAUCACCAUACAACAUGAGGUGAAAACCCCCCAGGGCAGAAGCAAGCAAUUCAUUGAUGCACAUGGAAGUGAUACAACACAAUCAGAUUUAGACUUGGCAAAAGAAGAACAAUCAUCUCUAUAUGUACAAACCAGGCCUCCUUUCCUUCGACUGCAUUUCUACAAGGACAGCAGUCAAGAAUCCAGGGGGAAGACAAAAAGAUUCAGUCAGUCGCUGCUGAGCCACGGCCCACACUUCCUUGCUUGGCACGUUCUGAACAACCACGGACGACAUUGGGGUUUUUCUUCCCACCCACUCCCAAAAACAAUUGUACCAAUUGCAGAUUGCAAUGAAUGAAAACCAUGAAUUCUCUCAACUGCUGCUUGGGGGCUGUUCCUCAUUCAAAUAACAAUCAAGAAUCUCCUCUCAUCACAUAAAUUAAUAAUUUAGGUAUCGUCAUCAACAGCACCAAUGUAAGUGAGAUCAGUCCGUCUAACCCGUACAGCACCCUUGAGCCAGUUUGAGGCCCACAGAUUAGAUUGGCCACUACUGCUGCCAAUUACUGGAGUAUUAACUGAGGACGAUGAGGAUGGACCAACACCAGCUCCUGUGCCAUCUUCCAACAGUAACCAUGGGUCGAUUUCGAUAUUAUCGCUACUGUCUUGUUGAGCCGCUGAUUGCUGCUUGGACUUCCCUGUUGGAUUCCUUGUCAACAUUGAAGGGGAAUUUCUCUGUGGAGGGUAACCAGACAUUACAAUGCUGGUGGGCUGCAAGGAAGCAAUGGCAGCAGAAGGAACAGAUGGUGGCUGACAAGAGAUGCAGCAUCCAACAGAUGGAAGAAGAAUUGGCAUUGCUGCUUGGAUACGCCAACGGAUUCCACUAGGUAGGUUCAUGCGGUCUAAUUCGCUCUGCAUUGAUACCACAUACAUUCAUUAGACAUUGGACAACAAUAAUAGUAUCUCUGGGUCUAAGUGAUGCAGGAAACUGGAGAAGAGACAUACUAGUUCAGACAUUUAAACCCUAGAUUUUAAUAGCAGUCCAUAAUGCAGAGAAAGAACAACAGCAUUUCACAAGCAUGUUCAUAUAGUUCAGUACAGCAUCCUGAAGUUGCAUAGGCUGCCAACGGCUAGCCCUAUCAUAUGGCACAGGAAAAUGCAUCUUGAGAUCUAAAUUUAGAACAAUCCCUGUAGCCUUAAUAAGCUCCAAGUUUUAAGAGAAUGCAAGAACACAAUCCAGUCAGACUGCCUUCCACUUAUCUAAACUGAAGAGGUACAACCAUAAAACACUAAAUAGAGGAUAAACCCCAAUCAGACUUCCUUCCACUGCUUAUUUCUCAAGACAACGCAGGAUAAACCCCAUUUAGGAAC